Molecule: messenger RNA, 2196 nt
Organism: Rotaria sp. Silwood1
Lineage: Eukaryota; Metazoa; Rotifera; Eurotatoria; Philodinida; Philodinidae
Source: the annotation of a GenBank genome assembly
AUGGGUUGUACAGGUACAAAGGCAAAUAAAGCUGAAGGUGAUAUUGAACGUUAUCAUCAAGAAAUAUUUACUGCAGCACAAACGGGUGAUGUUAAACGUCUUAAAGAUAUUCUUGAUGAAUUAGAUAGACGUAAAGCAACAACAACAAAAAAAGAAGUACUCAAUAUGGGCUAUCGAGAAGCAGACGGUCUAACAGCAUUAAGUAUAGCAGCUGGUAAAAAACAUAAACCUUUAACAGAAAUUUUAGCUUCAUGUCCAGAAGUCGAAGUAAACAAAGCAUCAUUAUCCGGUAUUACACCAUUAUUAAUGGUUGCCGAAGUUGGUUGGCCAGAUAUACUUGAUAUUCUAUUACAACGUGGUGCUGUUGUCGAUUCAGCACCAUCUGGUAAACGAGCUGAAGAUAAUAAAAUAGCUGGUUCAACGCCAUUGAUUGGUGCAACAAAAUAUAAUCAUCCAGAAUGUGUUAAACGUUUAUUAGCACAUCAUGCUAAUCCAAAUCAUCAAAAUCAAUCGGGUAUAUCAGCAUUAAUGCUUGCAGCUGAACAAGGAUUUUUUGAUUGUGUUAAAUUACUUGUACAAGCAGGUGCUGAUCUUGAGUUAGCACCAAGUGGUCAAUUGGCUUUAACAAUGAAUUUAUGUGGUCAAACACCAUUAUUUUGUGCUGCUAAAGAAGGUCGAACAGAAAUAGUUAAAUAUUUAUUAGAUCGUGGAGCUAAUCCACGUGUACAAAAUCAUUAUGGUGUUAGUGCUUUAUGGAUACCAGCACAAAAAGGCAUGUUACAAGUUGUUGAAUUAUUAUUAAAUGCUGGUGCUGAAACACAUGUUGCACCAUUUGGUAAUCUAGCUGAUGAAUUAAAUAUAACUGGUUGGACACCAUUAUAUGCUGCAAUGAAAUCUCGAAAAUUUGAUGUUGUUAAAUUACUUCUUAAACGUGGUGCCGAUCCAAAUGCUGUUACAAAAUUAGGUUCAACACCAUUUUUACUUGCAUCUGAAAUAUGUGAUUUAGAUAUAAUUGAAGCAUGUGUUGAAGCUGGUGCUGAUCUUGAUUUUGCACCAAGUGGUCCAGAUGCUGAUAAUUUAAAUAUAACUGGUCAAACAGCAUUAUUUAUGGCAACAUUAAAAGAUCGUGUUGAUGUUGUAAAAUUUUUAAUACAAAAAGGAGCACAUGUUAAUGUACAAAAUCGUUAUGGUGUAUCACCAUUACUUCUUUGUGCUGAAUCAGGAAAUUAUGAACUUGUUCAAGCACUUGUACAAGCUGGAGCUGAUGUUAAUAUAACACCAAAAGGCGAAUUAGCUGAAGAGAAUUUUCUUGCUGGACAGACACCUCUAUUUGGUGCUGCCAAGAAAGGUCAUGUAGAUAUUUGCGAAUAUCUUAUUCAAAAUGGUGCCGAUGUCAAUGCUGUAACAAUGACUGGUGCUACACCAUUGUACACAGCAACUGAAGAAGGUCAUUUAGACGUUGUUCGAUUAUUAAUUCGUCAUGGUGCUGAUGUAAAUCGAUCACCAAAAGGACAAGUUGCACGUGAUCUUCAUAUUGAAAAUCAAACACCUUUAUUAAUAGCAUGUAUGAGAAAUCAUGAAGCAAUUAUUCGUCAUUUAAUUGAAUCAGGUGCAAAUGUUAAUGUAACAUCUGAACGUGGUUCAUCACCAUUUCUUGCCAUAUGUCAACAUAAUAAUGUUGAAUUAGCACGAUUACUUAUACAACAUGAAGCUCGACAUGAUGUUGAAGCUAAAAAUUUAUAUGAUGGAAAAAUUAAUGGUUUAAUUGUUGCUGCUGAAUCUGGUUCAUUUGAUACAUUACGUUUAUUAGUUGAAGCCGGUUUAGAUGUUAAUUAUAAAAUUGAAGGAAAAGGUGAAACUGCUGGUCGUACACCUUUAUUUUGUGCAUGUGCGAAAGGUUUUCAAGAUAUUGUUGAAUAUUUAAUUGAUCGAGGAGCUGAUGUUAACGGGACAGAAAAAAGUGGUCUCUCAUGUUUGCAUAUAGCAGCAGCUAUGGGUCAUGCUGAUACAGUUCGAAUCUUAUGUGAACGUGGUGCCAAUGUUGAUCAACAAUUUCGAUUUGAAGAACAAGAUGUAACUGCAUAUGAUUUAGCCGAAUCUCAGCAACAUGAUCAUGUAUGUCAAGUACUUAGAAAUUUCGGCGCACGACAGCCACAACAUAGUACAUUGCCCAGCCAUGUUGAACCUAAUAAAUAA